GAGAGAAGGUAACUGUUACCAAAAGAGUGUCAGAUGAAAGCCAGUCGCCAGUUCGUGCACACCACGUAUACACUGCAAAAACUUCAAAGGCACGUGCAGGUGGGCACGAGGACGUUAAUGACAAAGCUCCACACAGCAUUUCAUCCAAGGAUAUCCUCUCCUCACGCUCACAAAGGAACUGAUAGAGUUGGAGCUCCCUUUCUUGUUUUUCUCCACUACAAAGACAUGUGAUGGAAUAAGGGGCCUUAAACUGAAGAAGAGCAAACUAAGGCGCUUGCAAAAACCUAACCUGUGAUUGUCUUUUUGGAGUGAAUCUUCUCUCCUUAACCGGAUGACAUGCCUUGACUCGACACCCACCGUACCAUGGCAGGUUUAGUCUCCACUGUGUGUUUGGUGGUGAUGCCCAAAGCUCUCAUGCACACCCACAGCCAGCGUGCUGCGCUUCUGGUGGUAACGGUGUUGUUAAUAGUGAUCGCAGCUGACUUACCUGGGGCAGAUGAAUCUCCUUUGGACUCUACACAUGAUCCCAUGGGAUUUCUUGGAGAUAUCCAAAGUCCUACAUCAUCACCAUUAGCCUUACCUGACUCGCAUUAUACUGCCUUUGAGACUCUAGACUCACCUGGUGCCCUCCCAUCCAAUCCUGAACCAAGGACUGCUGAUAACAUUCAUAGGGGGCAUAUUGCAUAUGAAAACUCCAAAGUCAUCAUGUUAAGAGAUGCCUCUGCAGAAGAGCCAAACACUCUGACGACUCCAACCUUAAGACCAUCUGUACCUGUGCGGGAGUCUAGUCCACAGUUUCAACGACCAGCUGAACUCUCCUUAGGCUGGAAGCUGGCGAGGUCAUCUCUCUCAGAAGCUCAAACAAAGUCCCAGCUACAGCCUUGGGAAAAUAUAUCCAUAACAUCAGUAAAGCCUUCUCCAACACCCCAGCUAGGGCUUAAUUCUGAGAAAAGGAUGACCUUCCAACCUGAAGGGCCUCUCGGGCCACCAUUUCAGACUUUCACAGACCUUUUAGCAGAGGACUCACAUAUGAAACCAAUGCAUGCAGACCAGCUGAGCUCCAGUAAUCCCCCACUGGAAAACAAACAUGCAUAUGAUAUAAACAUGCUACCCAACCCAGAUGAGAUUCAGUCUCCUGGCUACAAGGUGCCUUUCAUCACCCCCCACCCUGCAUCACCUUCAUCUGAACCCACAGAGCUCUCUCCAGAGGACUUCUACCCCACCAACACCAUGGAAGUAGACUGGGGGUCUGGGGACUACUUGGAGACAAUGUCUUUUUUCAAUGCAGAUAGAGAAGACUAUUCUCUGGUCACCAAGGUGCCCUCCGACUCAUAUGAUCUAGAAGACUAUACAGAAACUUAUGACACGUCCUUCCCUUCCAGAGUGGGCAUAUCUCCCUCAUCCCUGAAUCCUCUGUACGUUUCCCCUUCCCCCAGCCUCGUGACAGCGUACAGCACCGUAGUUUCUCCUAGAUCUAUUUAUCCUUCCUCAUUUUCAGCAACAGUUCAGUUUUCCCUGGAACCUACUCCAACACCUAACAGUGACGUGCCUGACAUUUCAGACGUAGAUUGGUCAGAUACGUACACAAUUCAACCGACAGAUGUCCUUUUGCCAGACAUGAACAGCUUGGAAUAUUAUAACAAUCAGCUGACCAAGGAGAAUAACGUUUCAGAAAGCGGAGCUGAACACAGGGGGAACAUUACUGUGGUGUCCAUCAGUACUACAGACAGCACACCUAACAACAGCUUCAGCAAUGAUACAAAAGUGAUUGAAGAGGAGUCCUCCAGUGAUCUCUCGGGGCUUGAGCCUCAUGAUGAAACGAGCUUUGUAGUAACCACAGAGGAGAGUCCUCAGGUGGCCAAUGCCUCUCAGCCUUUUCUUGAUCCUUCCAUAGUCCCAACGCAUUCCCUCCACUCCUUUUCUUCUUCGGAUGGUCAGGUGUCCACCACAGAUUGGUCUGCACAUACAAACAACGUUGGCCUGGAUAGCACUCCAAUUACAGAAGCUGUGCAGCCAAGUACAACGCCUUUGCUGCCAGACGAUUUAAAUUUUGCCUCCUCUCUUACGUAUGUUCAUUGGUAUGUUACAGAGUCUCCCCCAAAAAGUACUAUGGAUGCAACUGCUGUCUUAACUGCAACUAUAGACUUCUCCCCUGUUCCCACUGAGCCUGCUGCCAAUAGUACAGCCGGUACAACAGAAUUAGUUCCUGAAGAGUCUGCUUUUACCAAUGAUCCAACUCUCAAUGCAACUAUAGUUUCAACUGAAUCCACGCCUCAGAAUGUGACUCUGCCCCCUCCAUUUGUGAUGGGUGAUCAGGGGGUGACUGAAGAUGGAGUUGACACCCCAGCCACACUGACCUAUAUCCCAACCAGUAGUGUAGUUAAUAAAGUCUCUACUACACCCACAAGUACACCUGCCACAACUACUCCCCAUCAAGCCACAACCAGAAUUACUGCCACCUCUGAAGCCUCAACUAUUGUCAACAUCAUCUCUACCACUGUUGGUAAAAUCACAGCUAUAGCACCAACAUCAAGAUCGUACCUCUGCAACGUUAACAAACCCGCUUAUUUGAUCAGGAUCGGUUUUCCAGCCGGGGCCACUGUAGGAUAUGCUAAAUCUCAGGUCAGAGACAUUUUGAAAGGGGAAUUUAACAAAUCAGUGGAACUGCAAGUUGUGGAUCCACCACCAAAAUUUGUGUUUCGAGUGGUGUCGGGUCCGGUCGUGUACACAGGCAUGUCUGUCGUCAAUGCACUGAGGAGGUCGGGGCGCCGCUUCUUGUCUGUUUCGCCAAACUGGUCGACGCCAGAUAGAAAUUAUCAAGUCCACUCAGUGUUGCAGUUUGUUCCUGGACACGUAGACGUGCGGUUCUGCAACUUCAGUGAGAGCAUCGAGAGAGGUUUGACCAGGGCCUUCGCCGAAGUCCGCAGGCGAUCAAAGGAGUCGACUAAUUUCACAGUGCAUAUUGUAAACAUCACCAUGGCUGCUCCCAUAUACGAGGAACAAGGACUAGCGAGGAAACCGGUGGACAUUACUUUCACUGUUCGCAGUUCAAGGAGUUAUCUGAUGGGGUCAGAGAUCAGCAGUGCUCUAAUGAAACUCACUAUGGUGGAAUUCAGCUAUUACAUGGGCUUUCCUGUGCUGCAGAUCGCUGAGCCUUUCCAUUAUCCAGAGCUGAACACCAGCCAACUGCUUCGCUCUUCCUGGGUUAGAACAGUACUCCUGGGUGUGCUGGACCAGAAAGUGGGUGAGAGGACCUUUCAAGCUAACAUGGAGCGCCGGUUGGCCCUGUUACUCGGUGAAGCAAUAGGAUCAGUCAGACGGGUUAAAAGGGCCACCACCAUAGGCAACAGUAGUGUUCAGGUUGUAAGCACAAGCCGGUUGGCGGGUACUGACCUCCCCCUCGAAAUAGUGUAUUUUGUGGAGGGGCCUAGUGGUCAGAGGAUGCCUGCAGAUCAGACUGCUAGCCUGCUUAACAGCCUGGAUGUCCAAAGAGCCGCUAUUGUCCUGGGAUAUCGUGUACAGGGCAUAUUGGCACAACCUGUCGAAAAAGUGACAUCUUCACCCUCUGACAAUGAGAACACAAACAUGUGGAUCAUCAUCGGGGUUGUGAUCCCCCUCCUCGUGGUCAUCGUCAUCAUUUCCAUCCUUUACUGGAAGUUGUGUCGGACAGACAAGCUGGAAUUCCAGCCAGACGCCAUGACCUCCAUCCAACAGAGACAAAAGCUGCAGGCUCCCACCGUUAAGGGCUUUGACUUUGCCAAGCUGCACCUUGGCCAGCAGAGCAAGGAUGAUGUCAUGGUGAUCCAGGAGCCUGUCCCGUCUGGCCUCGGGCCCGUCCAAGUAUCCAUUAAAGAUGGCCUCAGUCCAUCUGAGAACGGGGAGAUCCCCACUCCCAUUUCCAAAACGUCCGCUUCCUCCACAAAGGCGUCGCGCAGUGGUCGAAGGAGAGGAAGGAUCUCCUCAUCAGAUGGCGACUCUGUGUUAAGUGACCAUUCCAGUGAGCGGGAAUCAACUGAGGAGAACCUGAGAGCCCAGGCCACGCCCAGCGACAGCAAGCAGACCCGUAAGGUCCCCAUCAAUGUUUUAAACGGCAAGAAUAGAAUUGGUCCUCCUCCUAUGAACGAUACAAAUGAGCAGCUGUCUUCAGCCUCCAUCUUUGAACAUGUUGAUCGGAUAUCUCGUGGCACCGACGCAAGCAGGAGACUCCCCAAUAAAGUCCAGCUUAUCGCCAUGCAGCCUAUGCCUGUCCCACCACUCCACAGUCCGCCCGUCAAUGGAAAAUUGUCAGACACAAACCAAAUGACCAAAGAGAUCCAGGUAGCGUUGAGGCACAAGUCAGAAAUUGAGCAUCAUCGUAACAAGAUUCGUCUUCGCGCCAAGAGGAAGGGCCACUAUGACUUCCCAGCUAUGGAUGACAUAGGCGGUCUUGGCGAUGCAAAGGAUCCAGAUCGUAUUUAUCGCAAAGAACAGAUGCAAAUUGAUAAGAUCCUGGACCCGGAUGCUCAGAUGCCCUCCGUCUUCAUGGAACCCAAGAAAAGUGGUCGAGGCAGGCGCUCACCAAAGCAGAGGAUGAAAGACCAGAUGAAUGGAGGCAUGAUGGAAGCAGACAAAGACCACCUCAUCACUGAAGACACUGAUGCUGCUUACAGAAAGUGCCCCGGGGUCAACAAUGUGGCCUAUGUGUCGGACCCUGACCAAGGCCCAGGAUCCCCUCACAGGAGUCCUUCCCCCACAGAUGAUGUCUUCCCAGCCCCCACUUCCUCUCCUCCCGGCCAUGCCCCUCCCCCACCACCGUACAUGCCCCCACAGCCCUCCAUCGAGGAAGCACGGCAGCAGAUGCACUCCCUGUUGGACGACGCCUUCGCUCUUGUGUCACCCACUUCUCAGGGCAGCACUGCUGGGAUCACUCUCCCAGGGGUCAACAGCAACCCUCCUAACUCUAGCCCUCCAGGUCAUGGGCCGAGACCUUGGGGUCUUUCCUACCAAGCUUUCCCCAGCAGAUUCCCUGAGAUGUCCUCUGCUGCAGUGCAAGGCAUGGCAACAAGGCAGGGCCUUGGCUCGAGCUACCUGCCACCAGGAGAAACAGCGGGGCACGGUGAGCAGCUCCAGCCAGACAGCCUGUACUCCAGCAGGGGCCUCUACGCUGAUGAACUGCCCUCAUCUGCCAGACCGCGUCCAGUGGGAGGAACCACAGGUGCCCAGCUCCAUCAUCUUGCACAAGUGGGUCUGUCCAGUCGGAUGAAUGGUUUCCCAGCAGGAGUCAGGGCUGCUCCGGGCCAGAAUGGAGGCUUAGGCUGGAACCACUAUCAUGAUGACAAUUUCUCCAGAGCAGAAGCUGAAAAAGAUGCAAUUCACCGGAGUGGUAUCAGGGAGCCCACGGCCCCCCCGACCCAUCUAGAUGGUGUGGGUUAUCUGACAGCCCCCCCACCUCUGGAUACUUCUCCUCCCACUCAUUCCUCUGCCUCCUUGAUCAAGGCCAUCCGGGAGGAGCUUCUGCGGCUCUCGCAGAAGCAGGCGGCUGUGCCCAGCUACCACAGCUGAAGUCCUGGCUUCUAGUGUCCUGCUCUAACCAGUCAUGUCACUGACCCUGCCUGCUUGCUUCACCUAAUCUGACAGUGCUUCCCAUGGAAGUCCAUUAAGCUGUACAGCAGAGAGAUAGUCCUGCUAAAGUAGAGAGGUUUGCUCCUGAGAAACUGCAUAACAGGAUGGCUGAUAGAGACUGAGAUCAGCUGCAGUAGAGUACAGCUGACCAGAGAUGACGUGAAACCGACGCGUGAACUCGACAUGCCCGUGUUUCUUUCCUGUUCUUUACCGUGGACCAGGGAGCGCUAAUGUCACGUACUGUGGACGUCGGACUUGAUUUUGCUGCAUUUCCUCUGACUCUGUGUCAUAGUUUCAACUUUAUGUCGCCUUCACAAACAGAAAUACAGUGUCAGACUGAAGUCACAAUGUCUUUUUACAUCACAUAACUUGAUGUAUUUCUUCUUUUUGAUGCAGACGCCUAACUUCCUUUCCACCAUCAGGUGCUUCCUGUCUUCUGCCAUGAUGAGCCAUGUUAUGCCUUGACACUGUGAUACAGUUCAGGUGACCAUACCUGCUGUUAGAGCCUACAGUAAGACCAUAGUUCACAGCCAGCAAGCCAGUUCAGACAGCAGGCAAAAAAGGGGCAUCCAUACACAGUAAUAACACUCAUUAAUGCUACCUAUUCUGUCCUUACUUACUACAGUAAAACAGUGUUCGACCUCUCGGCUUACAAUAUAUACUUUUUCAUGUUAAAGUGCUGUUUUUUUUUAUUCGUGUUGAGAAGCUACUUGAUGGUUAAGCAAACAGGAGAAGAAAUCAGCCUUUAAGCAGAUCAAACCGUUUCUGAGCAAGUUUUAAAGACGCAGGCACAGAUGUGGUACAAAUAAUAAAAGGUGACAUACUUGAUGAUUAUGGUCAAUAUUUAA
Molecule: messenger RNA, 6449 nt
Organism: Pundamilia nyererei
Lineage: Eukaryota; Metazoa; Chordata; Actinopteri; Cichliformes; Cichlidae
Product: UPF0606 protein KIAA1549
Exons: 22
Coding region: 364-5541 (1725 amino acids)
Source: RefSeq, a predicted model, not a curated record